AGCGGUCUUUUCAAAACAGAAAAAGAAAAUAACAAAUCAAGAACACACAGAAAAACAAAACAAGAGAAACACGAUUGUUAGGUCUUGUUCAUCGUGUUUCAGAUUGAAUGGAUCAGAGAAGAAGAGGUGAUCCAAGAAUAUACAUCGUCACUCUUCUUUUUCUUUCAUGUAUCCUCUCAGGAGGAGUCCUUCUCGGACUUUACCUCCACCUCCCUGAUCCGAAUCCUCUGUUUCUGCAAGCGGGUAUGUUCUUCGUUUGUGUCCCUUGGCUCUUCUGGCUCUUGGCUUAUCUUUACUCCUGCGUCCUCAAGCCUUGCGCGGUCUCUGUGAGCAAGAAGAGCGUUUCCAGUUUUGAUCCGGAGAAAGGCGAGGAGAAGAACAACAAGAAUGUCUCGGAGAACGAAAUGUCAGCUUCAGAUCCUGUGGCUGAGGUUGAGCCGAGUGAGAAAGCCAACCCUCAUUGACGUGUGGGACAAGGAAUGCUACCAUGUUGAAGGACCCAUACAAGUAUCUGUUCUGUUGUGGCUUUAUUUUUGUUUUUCUUAUGGUUUUGUGAUGAAUUAAAAAGUUAAUGAUUAACUAAAACAGAGUAUUUUAAUCAUUAACUAAAGGAUUUCUCAGAAACAGGGGAGGGAGAAACAGAGCAAAAGCAAGAGCUGCGCACUGCCCAAAAGUAACUAAAUAAGAAACAGAAUAUUUUAAUUAUAUUUCAUUUAUCUGUACUAGUGAAGAUGAAUCUUCGUCUUCUUCCUCCUGGCAUCACACACUUUCUUCUUUGUCUUCUUCCAACGAUGAACAAGACAUUCAUGAUUCUCAA
Molecule: messenger RNA, 817 nt
Organism: Raphanus sativus (radish)
Lineage: Eukaryota; Viridiplantae; Streptophyta; Magnoliopsida; Brassicales; Brassicaceae
Exons: 1
Coding region: 108-464 (118 amino acids)
Source: RefSeq, a predicted model, not a curated record